Vitrella brassicaformis is the source of this 3375-nucleotide messenger RNA. Lineage: Eukaryota; Vitrellaceae. The record is from the annotation of a GenBank genome assembly.
CAUCUCUUCUGCGUGUGAACCGCUUUCUCCUUUGAAAAAAAAUGGGUCAAUGUCAAACACUGUCCGGGUCAGAGUUCGGGCAGGCCGUGUCAGUUCCCUUGAGUACAAACAUGCCCGGCCCGCCGAAUCAGCAAAACAGCGGCGGAGGCCACUUCGUCUCACGACACUCAUUGCAAAACCUCGCUCCGAGAACAUUGGGGCGGACCUACCGCAUCGGUAAUGAGGCUCUCCUACGUAUGGCGUGGCCGCAUUCGUUGUGUGUGUCUGUUGUUUGCGCAGGGAGGAAGGUGGCAAGUGGGGCCUUCGGGACAGUCUACAUUGCAAGACACACAGGGCUCCAUGAAAAGAGAGGUACCAUCGUGUUUGUCCAUGUGCUUUAGCCAUAUUGUACACACAGCUUGCCGUGCCGUCUUGUGUGUUUGGCGUGGCGUGCAGCAUUGAAGCGAGUUUGCAAGGCCGAUGUGCAGAGUGAGGCCGUCUUUCGACAGGAGGCCGCCCUCAUGAACGAACUGGACCACCCGAAUAUUCUGAAAGUGUAUGAGCUGUUUGAGGACAAGGAGAACUUCUACUGUGUCACGGAGCUCAGCACGGGGGGAGAGGUCUUCGAAAAAUUCCUCAAGCACAACUUCUCUGAACCCAUGGCGGCGAGUGUGCUGCAACAGGUCGGCAGGGGUCUGUACCUUAGUCGCAGGUCAGUUUCACUUCAAUCUUUUCUAUGUGUGUGUGUGAGUAGGUGUUGAGUGCGGUUGCCUAUUGCCACGAGAAGCACGUCUGUCACCGAGACAUGAAGCUCGAGAAUGUUUUAUUCGACUCCAAAGACCCAAAGGCACCAAUCAAGGUGAGAUUAUUGACACCUGAGAGACAGACAGACAGAUCUUAAAGGCACAGAGGUUUCCAUCUUUGCUGCAGGUUAUCGAUUUCGGUUGUGCGACUCGUUUUCGUCCCCACAGGCCGAUGCGGGAAGUCGUCGGAACCACAUACUAUGUACGGGUACCGACUGACGUGACGCUAUUUGCGGUGUGUGAUUGACGGACUGUUGACGACAGAUGGGUACGUGACGCGAGACGGACCAUGGCGCAUCGACCGAGACAAAAUAACGAAAGCCGUGUCUCGCUUCGUCUCUGUCUGUCAGCUCCUGAGGUGUUCUGCGAGUCGUACAAUGAGCUGGUCGACGAGUGGUCGUGUGGGGUGAUGCUCUACAUGAUGCUGGUGAGCCCCUCCUUCUCCUCCUACUUUUGCUGUCCUUUGGGGAUGUGGGGUAUGCCUGUGCGUUCGUUUGCUCAGGCCGGUCACCCGCCCUACCUGGGCGAGAGUGAGGAUGCCACCGAGAGGCUCAUCUCUUCGGGCAAGCCGAUCCGUUUCGAGCCUGCUGCACUGUGGCGGGACAUCUCGCCACAGUGCAAAGACCUCAUCCUCAAGGUCAGACAUCAUACGUGUACACACCCAUCGAUACGUCGCUUGUCCGCUUGCUUCCAGCUUUUGAACCGCAACCCGUCGAGGCGGCUGACUGCAUUUAGGGCACUCCAGCACGAGUGGUGCGUAUGACACACGCAGCGGAGGGGAAAGGGAGGCACUCUCGGUAUGCUCGUCAGGUUUCGGAAGAAUGUUGACCAACGUAGAGGCUCCUUUUCGAGCAGCCGUCGUGCCUCUGUGGCCAUCGAAAAGAUCGUCCAGAAUCUGGCUGCAUUCAAAGCUCCUCUGAGGCUGCAGCAGGUCAGUUAACCGCCCACUUACACAUCUCAUCCCCCAUCCGCGGAGACAGAAGCCAUGUAUGAUCAUUGCUGUCUGCACUGCAGACCACCCUCUCCUUGGUGGUGCAUCAGCUGGUCCCCAAGGCUGAGUUGCAGGAGCUUGCAGCAGCUUUUGGCGAGAUGAACAAAUCGGGGAAUGGGGUCAGUCAGCCCACAGAAGGGCCAACACAGACACAGCAUGGGCACGUGACACCUGUUUGCUGCUGUGGCUGCGUUAGGAGAUCACUUUGGCUGAGUUCCAGCAGUUUUUUGACCGUUGGCACCGCUCUGACAGCGGUCCUCUCCUCAGCAGCCAGGAGGUCGCGGCCAUUUUCGCCAACGUCGAUGUGAAUGGGAAUGGGUUCGUUAGCUACAGCGAGUUCCUGCAGGCCGCAUUUGAACCUCACAAGCUGCUCAGCAAAGACAGGAUCAAAGUAGGUCAGACAAGCUUCUUUGUUCACCCGCAGCUUGCCUGCACCCUGCCUGCGGUCUGCAUAUAGCGUUCUUUCGACAUGCUUGACGUCGAUGGGGACGGCUACCUCUCGCUGGCAGACCUGGAGGAUGUCAUGGCGCCAGGCAGGUGGGCAGAUCAGAGGGCAUGGUGGCAACGGAUGAGUACAGGAAUGGGCCACUGUGUCUCCUUAGGGUUGCGCUGCCUCAGCUGGUCUUCAGCGAGAUUGGCAAGUCGGGGGAGGGAGAUGGGCGCAUCGGUCAGACAACCGAAAAGCCAAACCGAAACGCAAAAAACUGCGUCCAUCAAUGUCUCUCUGGUCCGCUUGUCGUUAUUCAGACCUGACAGAGUAUGAGACGGUCAUCCGUGCCCUCAUCCCGGCCACACUCACUCCGCGCAGGUCGGGCAGCCUUGCAUCCUUCAUUCGCGGCGCCUCCAUGCUCUCAUUGCUCUCGGGCCCGUCGAACAAAGACUCAAGAAGCGGAUCGACAGAGGACGUGUCUCAGGGCACACCCCACAAGAGACGCAGGCGGCCGAGCGGCAGCAAUGCGAGUGUGGGCGAUAGCAGCUCCACACAGUCGCCAAAGUCGCCCGUCAGGAAGGGCGAGUGGACGCCCUCGACCGAGAGGAGGGAAUCGGGGGGCUGUGGGGGGGAAGAAAAGACAAAGGAGGCGCAGUUGCAGGCGCCUCCUCCGUUGUUUCAGGAAGACAUGGUUCGCUUUACGAGUGGGGGAGGCAUAAGCGGGGGUGAAUCGAAUUGACUUGAUUUGGGGAACGUUGCACGCUUACGUCUGUGUGUGCAUUUGUCAUUUAUUGGGAGUUCCCUCUGGCGGGCUUUUGUAUGAGAUAGCUAGCUUGUAAUAGCUAGGGGACAAAAAGUGAGAGUACUUGGCUAUUUUGGUGUCCAUGCAUGCUCUGUUCUUCCUCCACAGGGGCAUCACAUCAAGAACGGUAGCCACCACACAUUCAUACGUACAUGUAUCGAUGGCCUGUGCUUACCUUUUCUCGUGUGUUUCAAACGAAUGCGACUAGCCCCACGGUACUCACCGACACCAGUAAGAUGGUGUUGAUGUGGAAAACACUUAGUGUGCCCGCUUGUCUUCCUCGUUCCAGUGCCUUUUUCCCAUGCUUACACCCCCAUGUCUUACAGAAAAUGGCAUCCCUCACCCUCCCCCCAGUAGACAUGCAAUCCCC